Molecule: messenger RNA, 3792 nt
Organism: Ciona intestinalis (vase tunicate)
Lineage: Eukaryota; Metazoa; Chordata; Ascidiacea; Phlebobranchia; Cionidae
Source: RefSeq, a predicted model, not a curated record
GCAAAAGGACUGUGUAAUAUUUGACCAAAUUGGUCAUCUUUAAAUACUUUAAAUACAGUGUGUGUGGUUGUGUAGUUGGAUAGGAAUGUCUUCUCCUUUCAUAUCCCUUGUGUUGGGAAUUGUAUCAAGUUUAUUUUACUUUGCAACCAACGUUUACUCACAAGAAAUAUUAGGGUGUGGUGGUUUCGUCAAGUCAGAUGUUCCAAUCGAUUUCUCUCAAAUUGAGAUCCAACUUGUAACAUCCGAAGGAAUGUUGAAAUAUCAAGCAGAAUGUGCUCCUAAUAACGGUUACUUUAUGGUGCCAUUUGUGGAAAAGGGGAAUUUCCAACUAAAGAUCAAACCACCUCAGGGUUGGGCGUUUGAUCCCAUGUCGGUUGAUUUACAAGUAGAUGGUGUGAGUGACCCGUGCACAACGGGGAAGGAUAUUAACUUUGUGUUUAAAGGUUUCACACUUUCUGGCAAGGUCUUAAGUUUGGGCUCCGUCACCACAGGACCACAAGGAGUCAAAGUUGAUCUUAAAUCAUCAAGCAAGUUAAUAUCAACAACAACAACAACAGAUGGUGGUUCGUUUAGUUUUGAUGGAAUAUCUGCUGGUUCUUAUAAGAUUGUUGCAUCCCAUCAAAGUUACACUUUUAAACGGGAUGAAACCUCCGUGGUGGUAACCAAUGGCAACAAAGUAUGUGACAAUGACAUCAUUGUAUCCGGGUACGAUGUGCAUGGGAAAGUUACUGCACGAAAGCUGCCGGUGGCCGGCGUUAAUUUGCUUCUGUUUGCCAAGAAAGCUGCAGUGGAAAAGAUAACCGGUUGCUCCCCAAACCGUCCCGCUGGUUCAAAAGGUGUCACAAGUGGGGAAUACCCCAUUUUCCUAUGCUCCGUAUCAUCUGAUACAAACGGAGAAUAUUCAUUUCCAAGUCUCCCACCUUCAGAUUACUUAAUUAUUCCAUUCCAUCGAGGAGAACGGAUACAGUUUGAUGUUGAGCCAAGAGAGUUAAAGUUUUCAGUGGUUGACAAACGUGUGGUUCAUGAACAUGGGUUUAAAGUGACGGGCUUCUCGGUGCAGGGAAGGGUGUUGGACGCACUGGAUGGAAAACCUAUUGAAGGUGCUGAGGUUCUAAUUAAAGGAGACACCCAGGACAAGACAGAUGUGAAUGGUUACUACACGUUGAAACACAUGAACAGUGGAAUGUAUGAUGUGGAAAUUAGAAAGGAAGAUGUUCAUUUCCCAUCAACUAAGCUCCGAGUUGGUCCUGACACUCCAAUUCUACCAAAUAUUAUCGCUGAGUCAUUCUCUUUAUGUGGGCGAGUCAGCAUAACUGACAACCCAACGAGUAACUUCAAGAAAUCACAAAUCGUGGUUGAAGUCAUGACGAAGAAUGAAAAAAAAAACAAGAAAACGAGUUUGGAUAAAAACGGAGGAUUCUGUGUGAUGGUUGAACCAGGUGUAUAUGACAUCAAACCAGUUACAACAAAACCAAUGUCCGAUGGUGGGUUGGUCAUUCUUCCAACAACCAGACAGGUAACAAUGUCCAACGCUCCGAUCAAAGAUAUUUCAUUCCAACAAUAUCACGGGAGUUUUACUAUUGGUGUGUCAUGCAUCGCUGCUUGCGAUGACGUCACAAUCACUGUGGUCGCAGAUGGUCGAGCGGGGAUGAAACCGUUCAUGCAGAAAGUUGCAAGUAAAGAGAGCAAAGCCACCGUAAAAUUCAGUGAGGUUCUACCUGGAGAAUAUACUGUGAAAGUUUCUCACACUGAUUGGUGUUGGCAUAAUGACAUCACAAAGGUAUCAGUUUCAUCACAACCCAUGAAAUCUGUUCCACAACUUGGUAGUUUUGAGCAGUCAGGAUUUGCACUCGUGUGUUCCAUAUCUCAUGAUAUCGGUUUGGAAAUCCACCACGCUGGUGAAAAGGUCGACGUAUUCUCGUUAAAGAAGGGCAGGAACCGUCUGUGUCUCGCCGAGCUUGGUGAAUACCUCCUCCAACCACAGUCCUGCCAUCAGUUCGAUGUGAAGACACCUCUGCGUUACAACACCGCCCGCCCACGUCCCGUUGCGUUACACGCCAUCGCACACCAAGCCCUCGUAACCAUGGAAACAAGUCAUGUGAUCAAACCUAACGCAGAGUCCGAAGACAAAGUUGCCGUGGAGAUGAAAACUUCAAAAGGAAAAACUUCAACAGAAUACAUGGUGAUGGACAGCAACUCAACUUCCGGGACACACACAUACAAAGCUAGGUAUUGGGCCGGUGACGGAGAAAAACUUGAGUUUAUUCCAAAAUCGAAGAUUCUUCUUUUCGAACCUCAAACAUUUUCAACAACCAUGAAAGCUGCUGAAUGUGCAAAGGAACUCGUUCGUUUCAAAGGCAUUGUGGGUAAAUUUAUCAGUGGGCAGAUUUUACCCCCGUUGGAAAACGUGGAUAUUAUGAUUUCUAUGGGAGAUGAUGUCACUGGGAUUAAAACGGACAGAAACGGGAAAUAUCGACACGGCCCCGUUCACCCUGAAGCGAUCUACAACAUACAAGCCACCAUGGAUGAUUAUGCAUUCUCGCCCGUGCAGGACAAACAUGGGGAUUUUCAUGCAAAGAAACUAAGCAAGCUUCACUUUGAGGUAACCACACAGCAAGGGGAAUCCCCCCUUCCAGGAGUUCUAUUAUCGAUAAGUGGGGGUCCGUAUCGUAGCAAUAACCUUACUGGGGAAAACGGGAGACUCACGUUAUCUAAACUGGAACCCGGGCAAUAUUAUUUUAAAGCAAUGAUGAAAGAAUACCAGUUUAACCCUUCAUCUAAAGUGAUAGAUGUCGUGGAAGGGAAAGAAACUAAACUGGAAAUUAUUGGGAAUCGUGUUGCAUAUAGUUGUUAUGGCAGUGUCACUUCAUUAAACGGAGAGCCCGAACCAGAUUGUGUCGUUCGUGCCAAGGUUAUGUCCGGCGGGGAGCAUUGUGCAGGUCAUAUAGAAGAAGUAACAGUCGGGGUCGAUGGUGCGUAUCGUGUUCGAGGUUUGCGGCCGGGGUGUCAUUAUGACAUCACAGUGAGGGAUCCUGCUAACAGGUUUAGUCGAUUGUCUCCCGAUCAUGUGACCUUGGAGACAAAGAAGGAAGACGUACGGGAGUUACGCUUCAUUGCAUUCCGUCACAUGACAGGGUUCGAACUUACCGGGCGAGUUGUAACCGAUCAAGAGUUUCUUCCUUUUAUUAAGAUGGUAUUGUAUCAAUCGUCCGAUGCAACUCCUAUCCACACGAUGUCGCUUACGAGGGCCUCCCCCUUCUUCACCUUUCCCUCCCUACCACGCGACGAAUCGGAGUACGUGAUCCGACUUGAAUCAUCUCUCGCAUCAUCCAUGUACGAAUACACAACACCAGCUGCUGGCUUCUUCACCAAGGGACCUCAUAAGCACAUCACACUCAGGUUCCAACCAAAGUUGAAAAACAUCGAACCUGAAACACCUCAAGUGUCUCUACUAACCCUUCCAGUUACUUUGGUGAUUGGACUUCUUGCUUACAACUAUUUACAGGUUUUCGAAUUUCUUCAAAAACUUUUCUCCAUGAUUGUCAGCAAGCUAGAUAAUCCUGAGGUUUCGACAAGGUCCACCAGGAAGUCACGUAAAUGAUGACGUCACGGGGAAUUCCCGGCGAUAUUUUAUGCAGAUUGAGUUGGCAAGAGGUCAUGAGAAUACUUGGGUCAAAUUCUAUUUAUGUUCACAACGAUUGAGGCAACCUAUGCGAUUUCUAUGAACUAUCUUUAUGUUUGUUUAAUUCUGUGUUGUUUGUACCAAUGUGAGAAUAAACCGAAUCAAAGUUA